AGAAACUUAUGCCUGAUCAAUCAUAGUGUCAAAUCUUCAAAGGAUUUUUUUUGACGAUUUUGAUGUUACAUGUAUAGCUCAGAUGAGGGAAGUUCCCGAACCGCUGUCAACAAACCUUAUCGUCCGAAUGCGAGGCCUGACAAAAUACUCCACUCUUCUCAUACUAUUCUGGAUUGGAGCACUAACGCUUUAUAUCAGUUUUCAACAAAAUGAAAACGACAAGCCAAAAGUACUUGAAGAGAAAAUACAAGAACAGAACACCGCUCCCCUGAUCUUUAUCGGGGGAGUCCCCCGCAGUGGGACUACGUUGAUGAGGGUGAUGUUAGAUGCCCAUCAGGAUAUACGAUGUGGCGAGGAAACACGUGUUAUUCCGAGGAUUUUGAAAGCUAGACAUGAAUGGACGAAGUCUGAGAGGGAGAGAUCCAGAUUGGCCGAGGCAGGGCUUAACGACCGUGUGUUAGAUUCAGCUGUGGAAGCAUUUAUUAUGGAAAUAAUUCAAAACCACGGCGAUCCAGCUCCAUGGCUGUGUAACAAAGAUCCUUUUACAUUGAAGCACAGUACUUACCUCAGUCAAUUAUUCCCUAGAGCUAAGUUCUUAUUAAUGGUUAGAGAUGGACGAGCAAGUGUUCAUUCCAUAAUUUCCAGAAAGAUUACAAUAACCAAUUUUGAUCUAAGAGAUCCAAAGAAAUGUCUGGAAAGAUGGAAUAGCAUCAUAGAGGCGAUGUAUAAUCAAUGUCUUCACAUCGGACCACAUCGAUGUAUGCCGGUGUAUUACGAACAGCUCAGUCUUCAUCCGGAACUCUGGAUGCGGCGAAUAUUAAAAUUCUUGGAGAUUCCUUGGAGUAACAAUGUGCUCCAUCACCAGGACUUUAUAGGAAAAAAAGGAGGCGCUUCUUUGUCACAGUCAGAGAGAUCGACAGACCAGGUGGUAAAACCAGUCAACCUUGAAGCCCUCAGUAAAUGGGUGGGGACAUACUCUAGCAGCACAGUCAGAAACAUGGCGAAGAUAGCACCAAUGUUGCGGAGGUUAGGGUACGAUCCUGAACUAAACCCUCCACAGUACGAUCAUAUGGACCCAAGGAUUGCGGACAAUACUCUUCAUCUACAACAAUACAAGAAGUAUUGGAGAAAUAAAGGGAUAGAUGUCACAGAUCAGAUGUUAUAGGUUAACAUGUACAAGAUCCGUGUAAAUAGUAAGAUGAGCCUUCUAUAAAAGUUUACAUAAAUCUAUGUAUUAAUACGUUCCACAAAAAUUACCUCAGUCUAUAUUCACCUGUGAGAAAAUGGAAAUGAAAAAGAAUUGUUUAGAGAUGAAAGGGUCUAGAGAUAGUUGUUUGUUUGAAUUACACUGCAGUAUUAAUGUAUUAUAGCUCAAAGUAAAUUAUUUGGCAAAUUCUACGCUACCAUUGUUCAUCAUAACCACAUAAAAUCAUUUACAAAAAGGAAACUUGAUACUAUUUGAUAAUUAAUGCGAUGAUUAUGAAUUAAGAUGAACGCAUUGCCUUAAGGACAAUACAUUUACAUUUCCCCUGGAUAAUAGUUAUACUUCACAGCCGUUUUGAUUGAAUUAAAAAUACCGUACUACAUGUGAUAAUUUGUUUGCAUGCUGGUAAUGACUUCUUGUAAGAAGUACAUACAUGCAACAAACAGCCAGGUUUCUAUCUUGUCCAAAUCUUUAGGGACUGGGUUACUGUGUCAAAUUUGUACAAGUAAAAAUUCAAAUACUGUGUCUGUAAUUAAUGUGACAGAACAGUACUGCCAGUAAACAAAAGUCAAAUUAAUAUACGACACCAAUCUGCAAAGAAUAGGAGAUAAAAGUUCCUUGCAUAAUUCAACCCGUCCAGAAUAUGUUAAUUCGCCUUUCUCAAUUUAUCAGUUGGGAAAAACAAUGUUCAUUCUUAAUUAGAAUUAUGAUGAAGCUAAAUAUGGAAUGUAAACGUAAACAGAAUUAAUUAUGACGUUCAUUUAUUAAUUUAUUUGGAUUUUUUGACAUGUUCAACGAAUUAUGGUACACGUUUCAUACCAGGAUAAACAUACCAUUAAUUUUAUUUUUUAUAUAUUUUUUGUUUAUUUAUAUAGGUUUUUUCUUCGUUUUUAUAUAAUGGAUAAGACCUUUUGGUAUAUUUUACCUUAUUUUUAUUGACAAUUAGUUGCCAUUUACUUAAUUGUAGACUUUUCUUUGAAAAUGAAUAAAUCAAGAUCCCUGUUACAUAUCACUUUCAACUCACAAAAAAUGCCUCAUUUAUUAUACCCCCGCUCCGAAGGAGAGGGGUAUACUGUUUUCCC
Saccostrea echinata is the source of this 2286-nucleotide messenger RNA. Its product is annotated as protein-tyrosine sulfotransferase 1-like. The coding region runs from base 83 to 1165 and encodes 360 amino acids. Gene Ontology annotation, cellular component: Golgi apparatus. Gene Ontology annotation, biological process: peptidyl-tyrosine sulfation. The transcript is spliced from 2 exons. The record is from RefSeq and is a predicted model, not a curated record. Lineage: Eukaryota; Metazoa; Mollusca; Bivalvia; Ostreida; Ostreidae. Gene Ontology annotation, molecular function: protein-tyrosine sulfotransferase activity.